Molecule: messenger RNA, 1302 nt
Organism: Spodoptera exigua (beet armyworm)
Lineage: Eukaryota; Metazoa; Arthropoda; Insecta; Lepidoptera; Noctuidae
Source: the annotation of a GenBank genome assembly
GGUGGAUUCUGGUAUUCUAGCAUAGACUACAUUAUUAUAAUGUCAGAAAAGUAACUGUCAGGCAGGUCAAUCAACUUUGUGAACAUCAUAAAGUUUUUUGAACUUUAAUUGUGAAGAAUAUAAUUUUGAUUUUUAUUUGUGUUAUUAGUAGUAGUAGUUUAAAAGUUAUAAUUAUAAUUAGAAAACCAUAAAUAGAUUGGAGUGAAAAUUGAGGGCUAAUUUUUUGAACACUUGUCUUUGAGUAAGAUGCCUUUCUUCAGCGGAAAAUGUCUGAGUACAGCCAGACUGGUUGGCAAGACUGCUAUAAUAACUGGCUGCAACACAGGUAUAGGGAAGGAAACUGUCCUGGAUUUUUAUAAGAGAGGUGCCAAAGUAAUAAUGGCGUGUCGCAGCAUGGACAAGGCGGAAAAGGCGAAAUCUGACAUUGAGGAGCGUUGCAAGGAUUUAAAAGAUACUGGCAACAUUGUGCUAGCUAAAUGCGACCUCGCCUCUUUGAAAUCAGUAAGAGAAUUUGCAGAGAAUAUCUUAAACACAGAACCACAGAUUAAUAUUCUCGUCAAUAAUGCUGGUGUUAUGAUGUGUCCCAAAACUGAAACUGAAGAUGGCUUUGAGAUGCAAUUUGGGACAAAUCAUUUGGCACAUUUCUUGCUCACUAUGCUCUUACUGCCUCGCAUCAGGAACAGUAAGCCAGCUAGGAUUGUUACUGUAUCUUCUAGAGCUCAUAUAAGAUAUGGCAUCAACUUUGAUGACUUGAACUACAAGAACCGCCGCUACAACGCGGCAGAAGCGUACUCGCAGAGUAAGCUCGCUAAUGUUAUGUUCUCUCGCGAAUUAGCAGCUAAACUUAAGGAGCAUAACAUAGAAGGUGUGAACACAUACAGCCUACAUCCAGGCGUUAUCCAGACGGAACUGGGCCGUCACCUCAACGAGACGAUGUUCUGGGGCGCGCGUAAGAUCAUCGGCUUCAUGUUGUACCCAUUCAUGAAGUCAGUGGAGCUUGGCGCGCAGACCACCAUCUACUGCGCCGUAGACGAGAAGUGUGCUAACGAGACCGGCUUGUAUUACGCAGAUUGUGUGCAAACAAAUGCGUCGCCGAAAGCUCAAAAAGACGAAAACUGCAAGAAGCUAUGGGACAUGUCAGUCGAACUGGUGAAGCUAGGAGACUACAAUCCUUUCACAGCACCCGAUCCCGGUGUAAAGAACAAUUAAACCUUCUAGAACAUUCUAUAUCUUCAUGGGGGCUGCGUGACGGCAAUUAUUAAAGUGAUUGGUGGAAUGUUGCUAUAAGUAUUAUAUAGCUUC